This is a messenger RNA of Miscanthus lutarioriparius, 486 nucleotides long. NCBI's taxonomy places the organism in Eukaryota, Viridiplantae, Streptophyta, Magnoliopsida, Poales, Poaceae. The record is from the annotation of a GenBank genome assembly.
AUGGGCGGCGUGCCCUGGAAGCGGGUGGAGCUCGCCGCGCUCGUCCUCUACGCGCUGGGCUUCUACCUCGUCGUGAUCCGGAAAUCGCUUCGCCUCUCGCACGAUUACUCCGGGAGGCUCUACGGACUACGCCCGGGAUCACUUGCGGGGCAUCUGAAUGACCUGUCCGAUGCGCAAUGGAGAAACUUCCGCGGGAACUUGCCUAUUCUGUCCGCUGUAAUGGGAACAUUUCUGGUAUUAGUUAAUGGACUGCGGUACUGCUAUGGCCUGAAAGGCCGAGGGACCGCCCUGUUGUGGCUUGUGCUGUCCUUGAGCUAUCUGUGUUAUCUUCACGGUGCUUGGUAUGCAACUCGCCAGCCCAUUUUGCUAUUUGCUCAUUAUAAGUAUUGCACAAGCCUCAUUUGGAGCUUCAACUUAUCUGUUCUUGUUCUUAACCGAGUUUAUGAAGGCUAUUCAUUCUCAUUGUUCGGAUCUGGGAAGCCAUGA